Molecule: messenger RNA, 432 nt
Organism: Gongylonema pulchrum
Lineage: Eukaryota; Metazoa; Nematoda; Chromadorea; Rhabditida; Gongylonematidae
Source: the annotation of a GenBank genome assembly
AUGUCAACGUGGAUCAACUCGACCACGUCAUGUGCAUCGAUCUUCACGCUUGUUGCUGUCACAGCUGACCGCUAUUUUGCCAUUUGCCAUACGAUGAAAUAUGCGGUCUGGGACUCGCGGUGGACGCUGUACGUUAUAGCGGCAGUUUGGAUGCUCAGUGGCAUGCUUGCCGCACCCACACUUGCUGUUUAUGACGAGAUACUGUUUGCACUGGAUCCGCCAAAUGGUACUCUGGUGGCUCGUUUAUGCAUAUCGACUCAAGACGAAACAAUCAGUUUCAUCGUUGUCAACUUACUGCUUGCAUUUAUUAUACCAUUCAUCUUGAUAUCCGCAUUUUAUUCGCGUAUUUUCAUAACUGUAUCCAAUCAUCGUAGUUUAGCCGUUGAUGCCAGGGUCACACCGAUUUUGCAGUUUGUUCUCAUUUGCUAUUGA